GUUAUUUCAGUAAUUCAAAUUGGCAAUAAAAUUAGGAGAAAUAUUUCCGCUUAUGAAAAUUACACGGUUGGCGUUUGUGUGUUGUGCGAAGUCAGAUCCUAACUUACAGCAACUGAAAAAGUGAGAAUCCAAGUCGAGAUGGCUGCUCCAAAUCACACAAUUUACAUCAACAACCUUAAUGAAAAGAUAAAGAAAGAUGAACUCAAGAAGUCGCUGUAUGCCAUAUUCUCCCAGUUUGGUCAGAUCUUGGACAUCGUAGCGCUGAAGACCCUCAAGAUGCGAGGUCAAGCCUUUGUAAUCUUCAAAGACAUCAUGUCGGCUACCAGCGCACUGCGGUCCAUGCAGGGCUUCCCUUUCUAUGAUAAACCCAUGAGGAUACAGUACUCAAAGACGAAGUCGGAUGCAAUCGCCAAGAUGCAGGGAACUUAUGUCCCAAGAGAAAAGAGGAUAGAAAAGAAGAAGGCUGAGGAGCCGGUGAAGGGCAGGAAGAACAGGCAGAAUAGACACGCAGACGUCAUCAUCCCCCCUCCCUCACAGAUCCCCAUGCCAGGAGCUCCCCCAGUCAACCAGCCCCCACCCCUGCUGGGUGACAUGUCCAUGCUGGGUCAACCGCCGAUACAAGCCCCACCUGCACCGGCACCAGUUGUUCCUGAUGAGCCUAAUAACAUCCUUUUCCUUACGAAUUUACCGGAAGAAACCAAUGAGCUCAUGUUGGAGGUUUUAUUCAAGCAAUUUAAUGGAUACAAGGAAGUCCGUCUCGUCCCAGGGAGACACGACAUCGCCUUCGUGGAAUUCGCUAACGAUCAACAAUCGGGAAAAGCAAAGGAUUCUCUCCAAGGAUUUAAAAUCACCCCAACAAACACUCUUAAAAUUGCAUUCGCCAAAAAAUAGUUCCUCUCGGUUUUCGUUCAUAGAAUGUCCUCAAAACGUUGUCCUCCCCUGUGGAGAGAUUAGAGACCAGUUAUGUCCGAGAUUCGAUGUUUGUUUAAUUUGUACUUUACAAUGUACUAAAAUAGUUCCUGACUGUAAACUAGAUCAGAAUUACUAUGACCCUUGACUGAAAAUUCCUCAAAUCUGACAGAAUGCUUGCCCAUGUUCAAAAUAGAUAGUGAUCUAGUGAGACCAAGGCCUGUAACACAAAGAUUAGCAAUUAAUCUCGGACAUGAAACAACAAUUCUCAUUGGUUACUGGGCGAUGGUCUGAACAUGGUGCACAUGGACCGAUGAUCGUGAUUGGCCUUUGCUUGUUCAGCCAUUGAUUUCUGUAUCCCAAAUGUUUCAUAUAUUGGACAUAUCCUGGUUAUCAUAAAACAUCAAUUCUGAUUGGUUACCAGUCGGUGGUUUGAACCAAGUGCACAUGCACCAAUGAUCUUCAUUGGCUCCUGAAAGCUUUGUAAAUUAGUCACUGGAUACCUAGUGUUUAUCAUGUUGGAUUUGGAGUGUUCACACUCGCACACUUUUCCGGUUUCAACCAGACCAGCAGCCAUAGGAUUUAGCUCCAAACAUUCUUCGUGGGAACAGUGAUAUUAAAAGGUCAAGUUGAAUGUUACUUUUUUAUAAACUAUGUUUGGAAUAACAAUUCAAUUACUUUAGCCCCGUUGAAUAAUUAAGUGAUACAAAAGUGAUGAAAUUUUCAUUCACAAAUAAAACUGCUAAGGUCCCGAGCCCUUUAUUUAUAUUCAUUGUCAAAGACACAAGGGGGUAAUUAAAUAUAUAACCAGAAAUAAAUUUCAUCUUUAAAAUAAAUGUAGUGUGAUAAUGUCCAAUGGAGAUGUAUGAUAUGUCAUAUCCAAGGAUACUUAAUGUGAUACAUCUAUACUUGGUGCAAAUGAAAUUCAUGAUUAUGACAUUGUUUUAGACCUUCAUUCGAAAUUGGGUCACAUGAUAUUCACAAGUCACCUGAUAUGUGUUGUCACAUGAUCUGUGACCUUGAUCAAGCUGACCUGCUUUUCCUUGCGUGUCCCAUGAUGCAUUGCACACUCCUGCUCAUGGCACGUAUCUCUCAACAGCUCCCCUAAAGCUGCUCUCUGAUUGGUCAUCCGUUAGGAUUGCAGCCACCAAUCACGGCUCAGUGUAGGUAUCACAUGGUUUGUAUAGAAUUCAACAUCAAAAUUGUCAGUGCAAGAACACCCUUAGCAAAAAAAAAUUGUGCAUCGGUGCAGAAAUGACGUUAUGCGUGCUGCUAAGAGCAUUUUUUUGCAAUGCGUCGGUGCAAGAAUGCCUUUGGCAAAACUUUUUUUGUGCAUGGGUGCAGAAACACCCUUACACAAUGGGCUGAUACAUGCUGCUAUUUGCAGUACAGAAAAGUGUGGUGUUACAGUGUAAGGAUGUUCUUGCACUGAAACAACAGAAUUAUGUUUAUCGGAAUAUACCAAAAUACAGUUUUUGUAACAUUUCCGCUGAAGAGUUAUUGGUGCGUGAAUAAUCAACUAUCCAGAGCUGCCAAGUUGUACUAAUUUUCAGUAUUUAGUACUGAAAAAUGAGAAGAAUACUGAUGGUUUCAUGCAAAAUACUGAUUUUUCAGUUUCAGUUUUAUUUGUUGUCCUAUGGUAUUUCUUUGAAAAUACUGAUUUCCUCUCCAAAAUACUGAUUUUCAGCUUCAAAAAUACUGAAAUGUUAUUGUUCAGGUUGGCAGCUCUGACUAUCUAUAUAAUGUAUGCCUUAUAUUCUAAAGCAAAUUUCCGAUAGUGAAGAAAAUGAAAUAAUAAAUAAUCGAUACAUUGUCUGAUGCCUUUGUUGCAAAAGAAUCUUAGUCGACGUCUCUGUUGUAUUAAAAGCCCACUAGAAAAAUCAACUAUCCAUGUAAUAUCUGAUGUUUGCAAAAAAGGUAUUUGAUUUAACAUCUUGGACCAAAAGCUACUGAUGCCAGCAUAAUAAAUUAUCUGUAUGCAUGAGACUGCAAAAGGUAAAAUGUCAUUCUUAGGUGUACUAUUUCUUUUUACUGAUACUUAAAGUCAUGUUUAAAAAAAAAGAUAUUCUGUUUCUUUUCAAUGCUAAAUAAUUAUUUCCUUUCAGGGAGAGGGGGGGGGGUCAUUGCAUUAAAAAGAAUAUGUCUUCAAAUUUCUCUUACGUAAGGAACUAAAUUUUGAUUUCCUCAUUCAACAAAGAGGAAAUAUUUGGCACAAAAUAUCACUUGGAGUGAAAUGAAUUGAAAGGAAAAUUU
This is a messenger RNA of Lytechinus variegatus (green sea urchin), 3162 nucleotides long. Its product is annotated as U1 small nuclear ribonucleoprotein A-like. The transcript is spliced from 7 exons. Bases 139 to 891 code for a protein of 250 amino acids. Gene Ontology annotation, biological process: mRNA splicing, via spliceosome. Gene Ontology annotation, molecular function: U1 snRNA binding. The record is from RefSeq and is a predicted model, not a curated record. Lineage: Eukaryota; Metazoa; Echinodermata; Echinoidea; Temnopleuroida; Toxopneustidae. Gene Ontology annotation, cellular component: U1 snRNP.